Geodia barretti is the source of this 1668-nucleotide messenger RNA. The record is from the annotation of a GenBank genome assembly. Lineage: Eukaryota; Metazoa; Porifera; Demospongiae; Tetractinellida; Geodiidae.
AUGGAGGAGCGUCAAUCACCCUUGUGCAGUACAGCUUUGACGCACAUUAGACACAUGUUGACUGGCAGAGCUGUGAUCAGGACGGUUGAUGCCCAGCCUAUUUUCCAGCGUAUUGGGCAACAGGUGGUCCCGAAGGAGGUGGCCCUUCUCAACCGUCUGAAGCACAAGUACGUCAUCAAGAUGUUGGACCAUUUCGAGGACCACGACAAUUUCUACAUUGUCAUGGAGAGACCCGAGAAGUACAUCGAUCUCUUUGACUACAUCUCGGGGAAGAGGAUCAUGAGUGAGCGCUCGGCUCGCUUCCUAUUCCGUCAGGUGGUGGAGGCGGUGCAGUACUGUAUGUCAAUGGGAGUCCUCCACAGGGACGUGAAGGACGAGAACAUACUCAUUGAUCUCAAGACCAGUCAGAUCAAACUCAUCGACUUUGGCUCCGGGACCUUUCUCAGGGACGAUGUCUACACUGAGUAUGAAGGAACGAAGGUGUAUGCUCCCCCAGAGUGGAUCCUGCACCACCAGUACCACGCUCUCCCCGCCACAGUCUGGUCCCUGGGCAUCCUCCUCUACGACAUGCUACUGGGUGACGUCCCCUUUGAGACUGAGGCUCAGAUCGUGGCCGGCUACCUCGACUUCCACAUACAGCUCUCUUCGGAUGCUCGCUCACUCAUCCAGUGGCUCCUGGAGUUCCGCGCUCAGGACCGACCCAAUCUCGAACAGAUCCUCAAACACCCGUGGCUUAAGUCCCCCGGUAAAUCUCCCCACAGCCCCUCUAAUAAUAAGAUCUCCACCACCGUCUCCUCGCCGCAAACCAAACAGCACCUGAUAUCCCCGUCCAGUAGGGUGUCUCCGUCGGCCACCAAACCACAGAGUCGUACGUCCUCUCUCUGUCGGAAGGAGACCACCAGUUCACCGUCACACGGGGCUGGUCGUGGGAGCAGAGGAGCCGGCACUCCCUCUUCCCCCUCCGGCUCUUCUUCUUCCUCCUACUUUACUCCACCGCAGGGCCGAACGGGGGUGAAAUACAGCGUCCCUAUGAGCGGUAAUUCGUCACCCGAUACUCCACUCGGGAACCGUACAUCUUCCCCUUUGCUUCAUCGUAAAAACGGGGGUCUUGGUUGUUGUCUCCCGUCGGUCGUCUCGGCUAGAAAUGUGUCUCCGUCGAGUGGCCACGGUGGAAGUAGAGGGCCCUCCCUCCACAGAGUAUCUCCGACCACCGCGAAAUCUUCAAAGUCUGUUAUGCGACGGUUUGUGUCCCCCGUGCCCCCACCCCGUGGUCCCACCUCACACUGUGGUGGCUACAGUGGUGGUGGUAGCGGGGUUGUAGGGACAACAGUACAGGAUGUCACAGGUACUAGAGGGGGAGAGAGGCUUCAACCUGAGGCUUCCAGAACUCAGCUACUGGUGGGGAGAAAACAGGCCUUCUAGUGAAUGUCUCUACUACUAACAGUGACAGUUAUUUGUUGCGCAAUGUUUGCGCCAGUGAUAUUUUUUGAUUGCCUGGGCACCGUCACAUCACUUCACAAUGAUUGUAACCCAUUCAUCAGCAGGCACAUUGCAGUGAUUCUCAUUAUUAUUAUUUCAUCCAAAUUUCAUUCUACUUGUAAUAUUGUUAUAACACCUUGCAACAAUCCUGGCGGGAAGCGUGUACCAGUUGUAUUUUCCGCUGCCGAU